AUGGAGUGUGGAGAGGUAGCAAGCGCAGAGGCUGGUUUGGGCCAGGGCAGCUCAGUGCCCCCAGCCCUCAUGGACAACCCCCAGGCCAGGCUGACUGUGGUGGUAGAAGUUGAGAGUGGAAGAGAAUCAGGCCCUGAGGACACAUGUUGCCCCACACUGCUUCUGGAGGGGCCCCAGAGCAUCUGCCUGCUUCAGCCGGAGACUCUAGACACUCAGGAGGCUGAGCAGGAGCUGCUAGCACGAGUCCAGUCCACACUAGGCUUGGUGGCCCGAGGGUACAGUGUGUCCCUACUGCUUCGGGGUCGGGAAACAGAGACACCUCGGCUUGUACCUCAGCUGUUGCAGAUGCUGUUUGAGGAAACUCUGCCCCACAGCGGCGCUGUUCCUGGGGUUAGCACCCUUAGCCUGGUGCAGCUCAGCCCCAGUGGAAAGACUCAGGACCUGCUCUCUCCAGGGAGAGAGAACCUAUCGGUGUUAGACGUGUCCCCUUUGGGCUUGGUGGUAGAAAAUGCCAGUGAGGUGGAGGUGUCCGACUCAAGAGCUGCCUCAGAGCUGUACUUACAAGCUGCAGGGGAUGAAGGCAGGGCCUGCUCUCUGCUCACUGUCACCAUGUCCUGCCCAGGGCCUGACCCUCCCGAGGGGCCUGGGACCCGGGGUAUGUGGCGAGGGGCCUUGAGGAUCCUGCAGCUCCCCAGAGACCUAGAUUGCCCCCUGCUGCAGGUGUUGGCUGGUAAGGUUAUUGGUGAGGAUGUAGAGGGCUCUCUGCCCUGGAUUGUGUCAUGGCUCCUGGAAGGAAACAACUACACUGGUCUUCUUCUUCGCCUGGACCCUCAAGGUGGCUCCCUGAGCUUACUCAGAGCUGCUCUGUUGGGGGCCUCGGGAAGGAGGAUGCAGGUGAAACAGGUGAGGCCCACCCAGUGGGAUGCAGUAGAAGAGGCACGUGCCCGCCGGGCAAACCUGAAGAGCCUGCGUUCAGGCCUCCUUGGAGACACCCUCACAGAAAGUGGGCUCAGCCAGCUGGGCAGGGCACUUCGAGAGUUGCGGGUGGUAAAAGCCUGGAGCCAGUGCCCAGGAAGCCAGAUGCUCAAAGGGGUCAAAGCUGAGGCUGUGGGGCUCCCAGAACUACAGGUGAUAGAUUCAACAGCAAGCCACAGCCCAGGCUUCCAGGGAGAGCCCAAAGGAGUAACAGCAUCUCUAGGACCUGGGCUCCGCCAAAAGCAUCCUCCUAGGGACUCUGAGGAACAGGCACAGAGGAAGAGACUUCAAGAACAGCACCAGAUAUGGAUCCAAGAGGAACUGAAGCGUUUGGAACAGGAGGAGGAAGAGGUGGAAGGUGACCAAGUCAAAGGCCUGGUGGCCAGAAAGGAGGCCUUCGAGAGGCAGAGAUGGCAGCGGGAGCAGACACUAUGGAGACUCCAGCUGGAGGCCCUUCAGGCAGAGCGGGACACUGCAGAGCAGGACCUCAUGGCCCUCUAUGACAUGCACGUGCAGGCUGCCCGGGCUCGGACAUGCCAUACACUGCAGGUAUUUCGAGCCUGGCGAGGGCUGUGGGAGGAGCAGACCAUGACCACAGAGCAUCACCACCGCAGCCUGCUGGCUGGUAUCCUGCAAGACACGCUCCAACUGGCCACACAGAACCAGGAGCUUCAAGCCCAGAACCAGCAGCUUCAGCAGGGUAUAGGCUAG
Prionailurus viverrinus (fishing cat) is the source of this 1686-nucleotide messenger RNA. RefSeq lists its product as uncharacterized. The coding region runs from base 1 to 1686 and encodes 561 amino acids. The transcript has 15 exons. The record is from RefSeq and is a predicted model, not a curated record. Lineage: Eukaryota; Metazoa; Chordata; Mammalia; Carnivora; Felidae.